AUUCAUGUUGUGUGGAUGAGAUAGUAGAAAACACAGACACAGUAUUGAGGAGCAUUAAUGAUACUGGUUAGCCGUAUCCAAGUUCAUUGUGGAGGAGCCAUGUUUUCAAAGUGUUCUUCUCUCUUGUCUCUUCCCGAAUUCAUCACUGUUACAAACCCACCAACGUUUUCCAAUCCUGCACCCAAAUUCAUCCCUAGAAGAAGAAGCUCCACAAGACCCUUUCAUCUCACACUCGCCAAAGCAGAGGGAAACCUUGACUCAGAUUCACCCUCAACUUCCUCUUCUUCUCCUUCUCCUUUUGCCACUGACCAAACGGUUUUCGUGACUGGCGAGGAUGUUCCAUUGGAGGGUGUCAUCCAGUUCGAGAAACCCACCUCUUCUCCUCCUUUUGAAAAAUGGGGGCGUGUGGCUCUUCUAGCUGGUGCGGAUGUGUUGGCCUUGUUUGUGUUUGCGACGAUUGGAAGAUACAGUCAUGGACUUUCUGUUUUGGACCUUGAGACUCUGCGCACUGCAGAUCCUUUUAUAGCGGGGUGGUUUUUGGGUGCUUACUUCCUUGGAGGUUUUGGGGAGGAUGGCCGCGGGAUGAAUGGUCUCUACAAGGGUGUAGUUGCUACUACCAAGUCAUGGGCUGUUGGGAUCCCUAUAGGAAUAGUAAUAAGGGCAGCAGCAUCAGGUCAUCUACCGAAUUAUGGUUUUGUACUUGUUAGUCUGGGAAGCACUGCUGUUUUACUUAUCACAUUCAGAGCAUUAUUAUAUGCUAUUCUUCCCGUUGACAAUAGCAAGAAGAGCGAUGACUAUCGCCGUGGCAGUCCCUUUGAACUCUUUGAGUUGCUCACAUCAUUAGUACGGCGGUGGUAGUAAUGGUUUGCAUGUUCACGGCAACAUAAUACACAUCUGAAUGUCAGUUUCCAUCGCUAAUCUCCUUGUACUAUCGGCUCAUGAAAAAAGUAAGAGUAGAUGUAUACUGCUGUUGAAUUUUAUUCAACUAAAUGUGUACACUAUUAUUACACCUUUGAUCAAUUAAAAGUGCAUUAACUAUCAAGUAAUUUGAAUCAUGCUCUGGUCCAAGUAAGAGCAAGAUGUUUACUGCAGUUUAAUUUUAUUCCACGAAAUGUGUAUACUAUUAUUACACACCAUUGAUCAAUUAAAAGUGCAUUAACUAUUAAGUCAUUUGAAUCA
Messenger RNA from Glycine soja, 1179 nucleotides. RefSeq lists its product as uncharacterized. NCBI's taxonomy places the organism in Eukaryota, Viridiplantae, Streptophyta, Magnoliopsida, Fabales, Fabaceae. The transcript has 5 exons. The coding region runs from base 58 to 858 and encodes 266 amino acids. The record is from RefSeq and is a predicted model, not a curated record.